Molecule: messenger RNA, 3849 nt
Organism: Durusdinium trenchii
Lineage: Eukaryota; Dinophyceae; Suessiales; Symbiodiniaceae
Source: the annotation of a GenBank genome assembly
AUGGCACCCUGGAUGGGUAAAAUGGCCACCCGGCUGGAGCUCUUCCAGCACAGGGGUCUGGAAGAGCUCCAGCGGGGACGCUGCCAAGAGCUUAGCCAUGGUGUUGAACCUCUAAGAGUAGCGGUCUUCGAUCGUGAGAUCAACUGCCGCCGGGCGGCGGCCGCGGCGGUGCAGGAGAACGCGCCAACGGCCUGGAUGCGCCACGCGCCUGGACGUUUUGAGCUUCGGGUGGACCUCGCCGCCGAGGACGUGGUGACCAUCGCCGACUACUGGACGCUCUCGGUGCGCCGGAUGGCCUACCUCGAGGUCGCGCCGCAGAUCGCCGGGUUGGGCUCUGGAGGCUAUCGGAAGGCGUUGAUCGAGCACCUGGUGGAGAAGAAGCUGCCACACCAGGACCCAUCAAAGGACAUGCAGAUCCGUUUGCUGUCUGCGCAGGCGUUGGCGAAACUGGCCGACACUGCCUCUGAGGAGCCGACCUCGCCCUCAGUGAUCUCGUCGUUAUCGUCGUAUGUGCCGGCGGGUGUCACGACGGUGGUCAGGGAGACCUUGGAGCUGUUGAACUCCCACGUUCUCCCUCGGCUCCUGGCACGCUGCCACGACGCCCAGUCCACGGUGCAAGCGAAGCACGGCGCGGUGGAAGGUGCUGCGGAGCUGGUUCAGGAGAGGGUCUCAGCUGAAAACCAGCAACAGAUCCGCAACCUGGUCCCUGCGCUCGAGAAGGCGCGCGCCUACCGAGGCCGUGGGGGUGAAGUGAUUCGCCAGGCCGCCUGCCGUGCCUCGGACGGAGCAGAGAGACUGAAGAGAGACGAGUCGACCGAGGAGCAGGUGGAUCUUUCUGGGCAACCAACUUGCGAUCUCACCAACUUGCUGCGACACCGAGUCACCUCCACCUCGCUCUCGCUCCGUCACUGGCUACCUCGCGGGGACUCGCCACGGGACGCGUCGCCACGGGACGCGUCCCGUGGCGCGUCCCGUGGCGCGAGCGGAGGUUUGUUGGGAACGAUUGCUGGGACCUCCUGGAGCUUCAAGGAGGCCACGGCGCAGCGCUAUCUCCAGACCCUGGAGGAAUGCAGUCGCCACACCACCGAUGCCAUCCAGGAGAGGAGCUGGACGGGUGGAGGGAAGAGGAAAAGAUGUAGAAUAGUUCCCUACUGGAAGUACUGCUGGAGUACUGUAGUCGCUGCCUCUGAAGCCUUCCAGGUUUUAGCCGAGAAGCGAUUGUCGGAGGAGCUGAUGAUGAAAUCUGUGGAGAGCCUCCGAAAGCCCAACGAGACCAUCGCCGCGCGGCGGGGCUACGUGCUCUGCCUGGGCGCGCUCCCACGGACCAGCGCUGCUCGCUGCGCUGGCCCGGCGUGGCGCCUGCAGGUUCUGGAGGCCUUGACGAAGGAAGCACUGAACCAAGAUCUCCCAGGCGGCAAGGAGCAGGAGGAGAUCGACAUGGAGUGGGAGGGGGGGGACCCCACGACGCGGCAAUAUGCGGUGCUGGCCCUCGGGUGCCUGUGCAUCGGUGCUUCGCUGAGCAGUGAUGAGGUGGCUGUGCUGCUGAGAGCGCUGCAAGGCACCAUGAAGGAUUAUGCCACCGACCGACGCGGAGAUGUGGGGUCGUGGGUGAGGGAGAUUGCGAUGGAGGUCAGCGUGGCGUUGCUGGAGCAGCGAGUGACGGACGGGGCACCAGAGCUGCCGGACACAUCGACGUCCACGCAGUUGAUGGCCUUGGUUCUGCAACAGGCAGUGGAAAAGAUCGACCGACUAAGGGAACGAGCAUUUGGACUCUUGCGGAGGCUUUGCACCGCGCCCGACGGCGCCGUCGGGCUGCGCGACGCCUACCGCCGCGUCCUGCACGGCGAGGCCUACGACGCCGCGGCAACGGCGGGUCGCGGCGCGGCCGCGGGCGGUGCCGCGGCGCGUGCGGCGGCGGCCUGGCCGCCGGCAGAGUUGAAGGUGAUCGGUGAGUGCGUGGCGCAAAGCUGUAUCGAGGCCACGCCCAUGGCGGAGCCGACCCAGGCGGAUCUGCAACAAGAUCGAAGCUCUGCGGUCUUCGAGGCUCUCGCGCCGCUGGCGGCGCUGGACGCCUAUCGACCCGCGAUCUUGAAGGGCAUCGUUGUCUCGGUGGGCGGCAUCACCGAGCAUACCGCCAAAGAUGCAAAGCGAGCCUUGCUGAAGCAGCUGAACAGUGGCACCUUGACGCGGCAGGAUCUGGGUGCUGAGCUCCUAAAGCUGUACGACUCGGUGUCCAUCCGCGACAGCGACCCCGAAGCGAAACGCUUGCUGGCGCCACUGAUGAACACUGUGGGAGUACUGCUGGCACAGGACGCUUGGCCGGAAGACCUGGCGUCGGAGCUGGGGCGCCGCGCGAGCGCCGCGGUGGAGCGGAGCAAAGACCCGCAGCGCCUGAAGAGCGCCAUCGCCGUGUUUGUGGGGCUGCUGCGCUGGCCAAGUGUGCGGAGAGAGUCCUUGCUGAUGUUGCUGCAGUUCCUGGGCUUCAGCUUUCCAACCGUGCGGCAGGCCACCGCUCAGGCGUUGUACAUCUUCUUCUUGGAAGAGGGUGACCUGGAGUUGCCCGCCGCUUCAAACGUCGAGGCCUCUCAGACGGUGAGCCACGUGGAGAAGGAGGAGAUUUCGGAGAUCAUCUCCUUAACGCCCUGGGCCACCGACGAGCCACAGACCUUAGAGGCAGCUCUGCGCCAGGUCUAUGGGAAGCUGAAGUUGGACUUGCCGGAGGGGGGCCGGUCCAUGGUGGCCAAGAAGAUCGAGAUCCAGCCUCGGAGAGAGGUGAUGUUGGACAGCCGAAUACCCAAGGGUGAUAACUUUACCGAUGAAGAGCCAGAGGACAAUGUCAAGUGGUGGAGAAAGGCAGUGCAGCACACGCGGGUCUUUGCACGGGUCUCGCCCAUCCACAAGCAGGUCAUUGUGCAGGCCUAUCAGAAGUACGGCUACAAUGGCAUUGGCGAUAUCGUGGCGAUGACUGGAGAUGGCGUCAAUGAUGCACCAGCCCUGAAGCAAGCGGAGGUGGGCGUGGCCAUGGGACAGCGAGGAACUGAAGUGGCCAAGGACGCCUCGGACAUUGUGCUGCAUGAUGACAACUUCUCCUCGGUGGUCAAGGGCAUGGAACAAGGACGGUUGUCGAGCGAGAACUUGCAGAAGUCCAUCAUGUACACGCUUUGUUCCAAGGUGCCUCAAGUGGCUCCCACCUUCGGUGAGCUCUUUGGGGUUCCGCAGGCUCUGACUGUCGCCCAAGUGCUUCUGAUCGACAUUGGCACUGAUAUUUGGACGGCGAUCGCCUACGCUCUCCAACCCGCAGAGUCCAAGUUGAUGGAACGACCUCCGCGACAUCCCAGAUACGAAAAGAUGGUGAACUGCAAGGUUCUCGUGUAUAGUUAUGGCUACAUCGGACAGCUGCAGAUGCUCUUUUGCUGGCUGAUGUUCUUCUGGGCGACGCCGGGCAUGUGGGACUUGUACCUCUCUGGGAAGAGUCCCAACGACUAUGUGGCACAGGACUUCAAGACUGACACGAUGGGCAUGACUGUGUAUUAUUGGACGCUGGUCCUGGGACAGAUUGCUGCGGCAGUGUCUACGACGACCAAGCUACAGAGUGUCUUGGGCUUUGGAACGGCACCGUACUGCUUCCCGAACAGCACGCUGAAUCUGAUGUUCGUGGGCGAAAUCGUGAUGGGGCUCGCGGCCAUCUACUGCCGUCCCAUCCAAGAAGCUUUUAAGACAGGAUGGAUUCCCAUGAGAGCCGUCCUCCUACCCGUGGUGGCCUUUAUAGGUAUCACCAUAGUGGAUGAGAUCCGGAAGAUGAUGGGUCGCAGUUGUGAAGAGUCUUCUUCCUCUUUGCCUCGAUCGUAG